GUCACGGAGGCUGGGGACUCCUGGAGACUAUAAAGCGCACCUUCAGUGCAGAUCUCCGCUCUCCAGCUGCUGCCUGGGAGCUCCUUCCUGGCAGGACCCAAGCGGGAAUAGUCUCUCUGGUUCUUCCCUGCCCCCGCAGAGCCGCAAACUCCCAGGACUAAGUGUGACUCCUGCUCCACAGUCUCUGCCCCAUCACAGCAUCCCUGGAGCGGGUACUUCCCUACCCUCUACGAGGCAGUGCCCAAGACCACCGUGUCCAGGGCUUGAAGAACUUGAGUGGAGCCGGCUCCUGCUAGUGGCGGGAGUGUGGCAGGUCCCGGGCUGCGGACACCAGCCAUGACCUCAGUCCCCACCGCAGAGAGCUGGACCGACAGGACGGCAGGAGUGGGGACCCAGGCAGAGAACCUGAGCACUGCACUGGGGGUCACUGAGUGGCUUGCGCUCCAGGCUGGUAACUUCUCCUCGGGUCUGGGGCUGCCGUUGACAUCCCAGGCACCUUCCCAGGCUCGGGCCAAUCUCACAAAUCAGUUCGUGCAGCCGUCCUGGCGGAUCGCACUCUGGUCGCUGGCCUAUGGCUUGGUAGUGGCUGUGGCAGUCUUUGGAAACCUCAUCGUUAUUUGGAUCAUCCUGGCCCACAAGCGCAUGAGGACCGUCACCAACUAUUUCCUGGUAAACCUGGCUUUCUCCGACGCCUCCAUGGCUGCCUUCAACACCUUGGUCAAUUUCAUCUAUGCUCUGCACAGCGAGUGGUACUUUGGCGCCAACUACUGCCGCUUCCAGAACUUCUUUCCCAUCACAGCAGUGUUCGCCAGCAUCUACUCUAUGACAGCCAUUGCAGUGGACAGGUAUAUGGCCAUUAUCGAUCCUCUGAAACCCAGACUAUCUGCCACGGCCACCAAGAUUGUCAUUGGGAGCAUUUGGAUUUUGGCAUUUCUACUUGCCUUCCCUCAAUGUCUUUAUUCCAAAAUAAAAGUCAUGCCAGGACGUACUCUUUGCUAUGUGCAGUGGCCAGAGGGUCCCAAGCAACAUUUCACGUACCACAUUAUUGUCAUCAUCCUGGUGUACUGCUUCCCAUUGCUCAUCAUGGGUGUCACCUACACCAUAGUUGGAAUUACCCUCUGGGGAGGAGAGAUCCCAGGAGACACCUGUGACAAGUACCAUGAGCAGCUGAAGGCGAAACGAAAGGUUGUAAAAAUGAUGAUCGUUGUUGUGGUGACAUUUGCCAUCUGCUGGCUGCCCUACCACAUUUAUUUCAUUCUCACUGCGAUCUACCAACAGUUAAACAGGUGGAAAUACAUCCAACAGAUCUACCUGGCUAGUUUCUGGCUAGCAAUGAGCUCAACCAUGUACAACCCCAUCAUCUACUGCUGUUUGAAUAAAAGAUUCCGUGCAGGCUUCAAGAGAGCAUUUCGUUGGUGUCCUUUCAUCCAAGUCUCCAGCUUUGACGAGUUGGAGCUCAAGACUACAAGGUUUCAUCCCACGCGGCAAAGCAGCCUGUACACUGUGAGCAGGAUGGAGUCGGUGACAGUGCUGUUUGACCCCAAUGACGGGGACCCAGCCAAGUCUAGCCGCAAGAAACGGGCAGUGCCCAAAGACCCGAGUGCCAACGGCUGCUCUGGCAAAGAUUCCAAAUCUGCCUCCACCACGUCAAGUUUCAUCAGCUCACCCUAUACCUCUGUGGAUGAAUAUUCCUAAAUCCAUGUCCCGAGGUGAGGGCUGUUAUGAAGCGUAGGUUCCCCCAUUCUCCUAGCCAUGUCAAGUCCUGUUCUAGAUACUUUGGGGAAGCAGAAGGACAAAUAUUAGGUAGGGAUACUUAACCUGAGAAUAUAAGUAUAACAAAAACUAGCAACAUAUCAACCAGCACAAAAAAAAAUCCUAGUCUUCAAUUAAUUCUUUAAAAACUUUAGGAUCACAUGCAACAAGCACAAAAUGUGAAUCGUAAAAAUGCCCUAAGUGUCCAGGGCCUGUCAUUUAACAAUGGCAAUGCACCUUUGCGACACAGAAAUGGCAUAAAGGUUUUCUACGAGAUUAAGACCUCAAAAUACAUUCCUGAGCAAAGGGAAACAACACCUAUAUAAAACAAGUUCUGUACUUCUGUGAAAACAAAGGGCAAAUGGCUGAUUUUCCCACAAGAGUAAUGGAUAGAGAGUGGUGGAUAGUCAACCUCAAAGAAUAGGAAGAUCUGGAAAACUUUGCUCAAGAAAAUUCAUUUUGUAGAAUGAAAACUUUCAGAAAUUCCCUCCAAGGCGUUUAGAAGCAAAGGCUAUAUGGUCAAAUCAUUGCCCAAAUAUACAUGAUUUACUCUUGAUUAUUGUUUUCCAAGGAAAUAACAUCAAAAGAAACAAAGAAUCAUCACUUAAUUUUGGUUACUAAGUGUUUCAAGUACUAAAAUAAGUUGCAGUCAAAUUUAGAACCUUAAAGGACAAAGAAAAUUCUUAGGAUCCUCUUUAUUUUAUUGUUUGCAUGUUAAAAAAAUAAGUAAAGUGUAAAACACUAAAAAUACUUUAUAAUGCAGAAGGAAAGACUCCCAUUUGCCUCUGUAACUCACUACCUGGAUGUAGGUAGCAAUUUAACGGUACGUAUAAGUUAUCAAGAUAGACACUAGCAUCUCCAAGUCCCCAAGCCACUUGCUUCCCACUGUAGAACAAAGAAAAAAAUCACAGUCAUUGCUUUAUUUUAUAUCAUGUCGUCCUCCUCCUGUUUUCUCCCUGGGGGGAAAAACAAAGGCCAGGGGGAAAUAACACAAUGUAUUUCAAGUGUAAGUCAAGAACAGAAUGAUAUGUUGAAAAAUAUCAAGAUACGUAUUAAAUCAGAGAAGACUCAGAUCUGUGCAUCUCUGGCCAGAAAAGGAGUCAGCACAAUAGUCAGGGUAUAUGAGCUACUUACAGAUGAGGAAUAGGACAGUGCACAUGUCUCCAGGAACAUAAUUCUGCUUUUCUGUGCUUAGAUAAUGGAAUUCACUAAGAAAGAAACGAGGUAGUGACACUUGUAUGUGUGUAUGUAUGUGCAUAUGUAUCCCUUUCUAGAGCUUGUCUGACUUAUCUAAUGUUUAUUAGUAUUUUCCAGUCUUCUUUCUUGGUCUUAUAAUUUCUUCCUUCAUGAAUUUGUGUUUGGAAUAUAUUGUGACAUUUAUCUGUUUCAAUUAUGGGAUAUGUAUGAUUUUCUUUAAUAUACAAGCAUGUUUUCAAGAUCCAGAACAAAAUAGACAACACCUGAAAAUAUAGAAUGUGUCUUCCAGAUUCUGUUCCUUACACAUCAUUUCUGCUUCAAUUACUACAACUAUUUGUCCAGAAAUCACAAACUCUCUGGGAAUGAGAUAUACAAACUUGUAUUUCCAAACAUUCAAGUGGGUUGCUAAAACUAUUUGUCUAAAAUAAUUGCCUCUAGCACCUUUUUCCUUGUUAUGCUCUACCAACAUAAGCACCAAAUACUUUUUUCAAGGGUAGUAGGACAAAAACAAUUAUCUGAUGAUAAAUCAUGGUUGAUUAUCGUGACAUUAGUCUCUGGGCCUCCUCUCCUUUUUAAAGUCCAAACCAAAGAAAUAUCUGAUUGCUACACAAUUUCAAGUGUCUAAACUACCAAGUCAUAUAUGUUUGAGAUUACUUUAAUAACUCCAACCAACAAUCACACAACCAGAUAUAUAUAUAUAUAUAUGAAUGUGCAGAUACACACUGUCAAAAUGAACAUAAUGAUUAACAUAAGGAUUAAAUUCAAAACUAAAACUGAAAUAUCAGGUGGUCAUACAGGCUUGCCACAAAAUCAUUCAGUGACAUCUAUGGAGCAUUGGGUGCAUGUUUCAACGUAGCAACUGUACUAAGUAUUUCACUGUUUGAAUAUAGUGUUUAAAAUGUUCAUUCUUAAAACAUGUGUUUAUCAAAUGUAAAAGUGUCAUGAGAAAACCUGAUAUGUGUCACUUUCUUUUUAAAUUUAUGAAUACAUAUAUACUUAUACUCAAUGUACAUGAGAGCAUAUUCAGUCUUGGAAUACGAAUGUGAAGUUUGGCCUUCAAAUUCGAUGCAGUCAGUCACCCCCAAAACACCUUUGGAAAUGUAACUCCUGGCUUUCACAUUAGGGAAGUUCAGUAGAAUUUUCUAAGAGCUCUCUGAGUUGACUGUUGCUGCAAUCAGUUGUCAUUACUUUCGUUUGGAUUUUUUUUUAGCAAAUCUGAAGUCACUUUGUUCAGCAACCCUCCCUUCUCUGCUGGAACUGUCGCCCCUGAGACUCACACACUAGCUUUUUAGGGCCUUGUAAAGCAAACUGACAUCAUUUGCUCAAAGCUCAUGGUUAAAGCAAGAGUAAGAGACAGACAUUUUUAAGCUUAGAAGUUUAAAUAACGGGAGUAAACUGAAUAUGUGGAUAGGAAAAGGACAAUAAACUAUUUUCAUUAAAGUUCAACACAGAACUGCCAAGUUAAGCACAUGGAGGUUGGCUUCCCCGGUGCCAACUUUAAAGAUGAUCUUGUUUGCAUAUUUGACAGAGUUUACAUGACUUUGCCUCCAAAACCCGAUCUACCCUCUAAUGUUAAAGUUCAGACCAAAUCUUUUUCACUGUUCACAAACACUGACUCGGAAUCCUAGACAGGUGGCUAAAAUAUCCCAAGUUUUCAUAUUUUAAGUAUCGGGGGGGAAACUAAAAUAGUUGGAGGGAAAUGUAAAAGAGCAAAAUUGACCAGUAUUUUAAGUUUCUCUUUUGAAAAAGAAAAAAAGUGAAUUCGAAAUCAGUCUCUCUUUUUGUUCUUUACAUUCGUAGGAAGGAAAGCAACAGCCCCAGUUACUAUAGAGUCCACUCUAAUGUAUGUUUUGGCGCUUCUGUAAACGCUAUUCCACCUCCCAACAGUAGGAAGCUGACAUUUCUAACCCAGCAGCCAAUUCGCAUUCUCUCUGGCAUCUGGCCAUCUCUUAGAAACAGGUACCUGACUGACUUCAAAGAGCUUCCGUCCCUGCACCCUCGCACCGUGCACCAAAUGCCAGAAGGCUUGAUAUCAAACCCAAGAAACACAAAAUAAAUGUGAAAACAGUGCUGGCCAGCUCAGAAUCUGGACUGGAUUUUUGUGACUGCACAAUUCCCUCAGAAAACCUCUAAUUGGUGCCUGGACAACUAUUCCAUCAAAUAAAAUGGCAACAAUUUAACAAAUGACAGGAACAGCCAGCUUCCUUUGCCGUUGACCAUGUGCCAAAAGUUAAGGAACUCAACCGUGGAUCUGGCCGUGCAGAAUAAUAAGAUUGGAGUAAAUUCCCUUCAGGCCAAACAAGAAUUGAAAAGAUAUCCAUUAGGGUUAUACAAGGUCACUAAUUGUCUUGUUUAAUAUAUAUUAGUGAAUAAAUCUGUGUUUAUAAGAAGUUCACAUAUAUACAACUUGUAAUUAGUGAAUAAAGUAUUUUCAUGUUGUAAUAAUUAUACUAGGUAUAUUUAAUAAGUUCAUACUCUUUGCAUAUGUGGUAAUAAAAGGCAAAAUCAA
Molecule: messenger RNA, 5458 nt
Organism: Mesocricetus auratus (golden hamster)
Lineage: Eukaryota; Metazoa; Chordata; Mammalia; Rodentia; Cricetidae
Gene: Tacr3
Product: tachykinin receptor 3
Exons: 5
Coding region: 337-1695 (452 amino acids)
Biological process (GO): positive regulation of flagellated sperm motility; G protein-coupled receptor signaling pathway
Cellular component (GO): plasma membrane; sperm midpiece
Molecular function (GO): tachykinin receptor activity
Source: RefSeq, a predicted model, not a curated record